CGUGCUGCUGCGCAUGCGCAGACUGCGCUCCCAGCCUCAUUAGACCUUAAUGGAAAAUGGCUUCGUUUCUGAUCCAAACCUCUGGAGCUGGGAAAUAACAAAACAACCCCCCCCCCCGCCCCGUUAACGGUUACCGGCCACACCGGGGCUCCGCGGCGGGCCGACCGACGUCCCGCGGCGGGGAGACAUUCUCGUUCUGGGCGUAAAAUGGAUCCAUUCGCGCUUUAAAGGGAUGAAAGAUCAUUUUCCUCUUUAACCCUUUCUGGACCGAAUCAACAAUCGAGAAGAUGAUGCGCCAGGUGACAAGCGGCGACUUCUGCAUGAGCGGCAGGCCGUCGUGUUUGGCGGAGGACGGACGCCACGCCCCCUCCCACUUUGACCUUUGCACCCAGGCCAACAAGUUCUACCCCCCCCCGCCCCCCUCCUCCCUGCAGAUGACACUAGCCCCCAUGGCCCUGCCCGCCCAGGGACACAAGCCCAUGGCGUGCCAGAGACAGGAGGCGCUCGCCGGCUCGCCGGGGAAGAUCCCCGACAUCAAAGGGGGCGGCGACCCGCCUAUGGACGACGGGAAGAAGAAGAGCGGCAAGGGGGGGGGCAAGUCGGGGCGGCGCGGAAGGCCCCUGGGCACCACCAAGCUGGCCGGGUACAGGACCAGCACGGGCCGGCCGCUCGGAACCACCAGGGCGGCGGGGUUCAAGACCAGCCCGGGGAGGCCGCUGGGCACCACCAGGGCGGCGGGGUACAAGGUGAGCCCGGGGCGCCCCCCAGGGAGCAUCAAGGGCCUCGCCCGCCUCAACAAACUGGCCUACGGGGGCAGCGCCUGCAGCGGGGCGGCCUUCCCCUACCCGCUGCCUCACAAGGAGAUCCUCCUCGAACCCUCCUGCAAAGAGAAGACGGCCCCCGAGUGAAGCUUCUGCAUACGGGGGGGGGGGG
This is a messenger RNA of Pungitius pungitius (ninespine stickleback), 933 nucleotides long. RefSeq names its product chromosome 16 C5orf24 homolog (gene c16h5orf24). NCBI's taxonomy places the organism in Eukaryota, Metazoa, Chordata, Actinopteri, Perciformes, Gasterosteidae. The coding region runs from base 288 to 908 and encodes 206 amino acids. The transcript has 2 exons. The record is from RefSeq and is a predicted model, not a curated record.